AUGCGUUCAUGCACCGUUCCUCCGGUCGUGCUGCAGCUGUUCCUUCUGCUCCUCUUGGCAUCUCGCUCCACUGCAUGCACCGAGCAGGAGAAGCGCAAUCUCCUUCGUUUCCUUUCUGGGCUGUCGCGAGAUGGCGGCCUCGCCAUGUCAUGGCGUGAAAACGGCACAGACUGCUGCGAGUGGGAAGGCAUCGCCUGCAAUGAAGACAGAGCUGUCACUGAAGUCUCCCUGGCAUCUAGAGGACUUGAAGGGUGCAUCUCGCCGUCCCUUGCCGACCUCACCAGCGUGCUACAUAUCAACCUCUCGUACAACUCCUUCUCUGGUGACCUUUUGCCAGAGAUCAUGUCCUCCGGAAGCAUCAUCGUCCUCGAUGUCAGCUUCAACCGGCUCAACGGAUCGCUGCACGAGCUGCCGUCUUUGGUUACCACCGACCGGCCUCUGCAGGUACUCAACAUCUCAAGCAACCAGUUCAACUCAGAAUUUCCAUCAGCCACAUGGAAGGUCAUGAAAAAUCUGAUUGCGCUCAACGCCAGCAAUAACAGCUUCACUGGGAACAUACCGUCUUCUCUCUGCCUUGGCUCACCAUAUUUGGCAUUGCUUGACCUCUGUUACAACCAAUUGAGUGGUGAGAUACCAAACGCGCUGGGUAACUGUUCCAAGCUCAAAGUGCUCAAGGCUGGCAACAACAACCUAAGUGGGAAUCUCCCUGUUGAAACCUUCCACGCUACCUUGCUGCAGUACCUUUCCUUCCCCAACAAUGGUUUACAAGGAGAACUUGAAGGAGCACAUAUAGUCAAACUCGGUAAUCUAGCUACUCUUGACCUUGGAGGGAACCACUUCAGUGGCAAGAUUCCGCAGUCGAUAGGUCUGCUCAAGAGGCUGGAGGAGCUCUAUUUGGGUAGCAAUAACAUGUCUGGGGAGCUGCCAUCAGCUCUUGGCAACUGUACAAAUCUCAAAAUCAUUGAUCUGAAGAUCAACAACUUCAGUGGAGAUCUAGGGAAGGUAAACUUCGCCGCCCUACAUAAUCUAAAAAGUUUAGAUCUCUUGAGGAAUAAUCUCAAUGGUAUAGUUCCAGAAAGCAUUUACUCAUGCAGUAAUUUGACUGCACUGCGGCUGUCCAGCAACCAUUUCCAUGGUGAAAUCUCAUCAAGAAUUGGCAAUCUGAAGCACCUGUCCUUCCUAUCACUUAGUAGAAACUGCUUUACAAAUAUAACAAAAGCCUUGCAUGCCCUUAAGAGCAGCAGGAAUAUCAGCACCCUGCUUCUUGGCAGAAACUUCAUGAAUGAGGCCAUGCCACAAGAUGAGUUCAUUGACGGUUUUCAGAAUCUUCAACUUCUUACCAUGGACUGGUGUUCGUUGACUGGAAGGAUACCUAUUUGGUUGUCCAAGCUCACAAAUCUGAAGAUACUACUAUUAGUCAGUAAUCGACUCACUGGACCAAUGCCAAGCUGGAUGAACUCCCUAAAUAACCUCUUCAUUCUGGACGUAUCAAACAACAGCCUUACUGGGGAAAUCCCAAUCGCGUUGAUGGAGACGCCAAUGCUAAAAUCAGACAAGGCUGGCAUCUAUUUGGACCCAAACCUCCUUGGUCUACCAAUUUUUUAUGUUGACCCGUCACUUCAAUACCGCAUGGGCAGUGCUUGGCCCAAAGGACUGAAACUCGGUAAGAAUAAACUCACUGGCGCAAUCCCCCAAGAGAUUGGUCAUUUGAAAACAGCGCAUUACCUGGACUUGAGUUUCAACAACUUUUAUGGAGCGAUCCCACAAUCGAUCUGUAACCUGACAAAUCUGCAGGGGCUAGAUUUGUCUAAUAACCAUCUCACCGGUGCAAUCCCUGCCGCACUGGGGAAACUUCACUUCCUUUCACAAUUCAACAUUUCUAACAACGACCUAGAAGGACCUAUUCCAACAACAGGCCAGCUGAGCACGUUUCAGACUUCUAGUUUUGAUGGGAACCCAAAGCUGUGUGGCUCUCUGCUUAUUAGGGAUUGCAGUUCAGUCGAAGAAGCUCCCAUGUACAUCUCUGCAAAAGAAUACAGCAUGAAGGUCAUAUUUGCGAUUGCCUUUGGUCCUUUCUUUGUGGUAGGGGUGCUAUAUGACCAGUUAGUACUAUUUAGAUAUUUUGGUUAAGCUCAGUACAACUGCAAUAUGGUCUAGCAUGCAAAGGAUAAAGGUAAUCAUGACUUGGUUGUACCCAUCUUUGUAUCCAGCUGCAAUUGUGUCUAACUAAUAUAUUACUCCCUCCAAUCCAUAUUACGUGUGCUCAAGCGGAUGUAUCUAGCACUGAAAUACAUCUAAAUACAUCCAUUUGAGCGACAAGUAAUAUGGAUCGGAGGGAGUAGUAGAAUCUUAUAAAGUACUAGUAUAUUGUUAGCUUGUUGAAUAAUAAAAGUACUCCAGUACAUAGGUUUGCUUUUAUAACUAGCUGCCUUGUUAAGUUAUUAGAGCAUCUCCAGCAGCUGUCAUUUCACCAAUAAUGUUCUCGAGCUACCGUCGUUGGUUACCACUGACCAGCCUCUGCAGGUACUCAACAUGUCAAGCAACCAGUUUAGCUCAGAAUUUCCAUCAGCCACAUGAAAGGUGAUGAAAAAUCUGAUCGCACUCAACGCCAGCAAUAACAGCUUCACUGGGAACGUAUCGCCUUCUGUCUGCCUUGGCUCACCAUAUUUGGCAUUGCUUGACCUCUGUUACAACCAAUUGAUUGGCGACAUACCAAACGCACUGGGUAAUUGUUCCAAACUCAAAGUGCUCAAGGCUGGCAACAAUAACCUAAGUGGGAUCACCAAAAAACACCCCAACUCCCCGUUUACAGAUCCCUUUUCGCCAAUAAUUUCCGAAGCGAAACCGAAGGAAAAAACUGUCUCCUGCCCGCACGCUCUGGCCGUUCGCCGCCGAACACCACCGGGCCGUCCUCCCUUCCCACCGCCACCCGUGCACCGGUGCCGGCCCACGGCUCCCGCCCGCAUGUGUUAACCCCGCCUAGCCGGUCAAAAAGCGAAUGUGUACAAAAUGCACAAUUUAAUCGAAUACAAAUGUGGCGACCCUACCACCUAGACAGCUGCUGAUAUAACAAAUGGUCCUCUAAAAAGUAAAAAGCCACUACUGUGAUACUGUCAAACUCGACAUGAUCAAAUAUCCCCAAAUGUAAGCAGGGACGCUGAUCAUGGAGAGCCUCGCAGCGCCACUUACAAGCCACCUGGGUUCGAAUCUCCCCACCUAUACUACCUAACAACGAAAGUUAAGGGAUGGAACUUCCCCCUUUAACCUGAUCAAAUUGCUCUAACCUUAA
This is a messenger RNA of Triticum aestivum (bread wheat), 3289 nucleotides long. Its product is annotated as tyrosine-sulfated glycopeptide receptor 1-like. NCBI's taxonomy places the organism in Eukaryota, Viridiplantae, Streptophyta, Magnoliopsida, Poales, Poaceae. The record is from RefSeq and is a predicted model, not a curated record. Bases 1 to 2130 code for a protein of 709 amino acids. The transcript has a single exon. Gene Ontology annotation, molecular function: protein binding.